CGACAUGUCUCUACGAGUAAUGUCUUUAAAGAGAGCUUUUCCCGAAUUGGAUCUCAAGGUGAGUACGCCCGUGGUCACCGAUGAACGCUACUAACAGCUUAGCGAUGAUUCUCACAGCGCCGUUUGCAGGCAGGGCCGAUCCCAACACGUUCCACGGAAUGACAAUAUCAUCUGUGUGUUCGCUUUCCGCGGAUCCACCGCUUAUUCAGUUUAACCUCCACUUGCCGUCAUUCACGUCGCACCAGCUCCACAGCCACGAGACCUUUGCCAUCCACUUGCUACCCCCCACGCAAAAGUCGGUGGAGCUCGCGCGAUUGUUCAGCAAUGGUGUAAAGCGGAACAAGGUUACCCAUCAGUUCGAGAAAACCGCGCCAUUCAAGCAUCUUGUAGAGGGCAAGGAUUGGGAGUUGGCGUUUGAGCUGGGGCCGGAGAAUAUCCCGGUGUUGAGCCAUUCGGAGCGAAUCUUCAUUUGUCGUAAGAAGGAGGUGUUUACCGUCGGUGACCACGAGAUUUGGGUGGGUGAAGUCCAGGAUAUUAAAUGCCACGAAGCGUUUCACGAUAAGAACAAGACCGGAGGGUUACUCUUUUUCAACCGUGGGUUCCACAUUAUUGGCGAAAGGUUGGUUGAGCAGAAGUAGUGAAAACUACCUUUGCCAGGCUUAUGAAAUUCUCCAACCAAGAGACCCUUCCAUGUAUAUACAAAAUAGAAAUAGAGAUCGUAAUAGUAC
Molecule: messenger RNA, 728 nt
Organism: Babjeviella inositovora NRRL Y-12698
Lineage: Eukaryota; Fungi; Ascomycota; Pichiomycetes; Serinales
Exons: 1
Coding region: 81-638 (185 amino acids)
Molecular function (GO): FMN binding; riboflavin reductase (NADPH) activity
Source: RefSeq, a predicted model, not a curated record